AUGGCUUUGGAGGCUGUGAAUUGUGGUAGCGCCAUGACGUACGAGGAAGACGAGGUUGUUGAAGCAUGGGCGAAGGGGAAACGUUCUAAGUCCUCUAAACGACCAACAGAGGAAGAGUACAUGGCUCUUUGCCUCGUCAUGCUGGCUCACGAUCACAAUCACAGUCACAGUCACAAUCACAGGUGCACUCUCUGCAACAAAGCCUUCCGCUCUUACCAAGCACUCGGAGGGCACAAGGCCAGCCACCGCAAACCCUCUUCCGACAAAGCCACCACCGCCCGAAUAAGAAUGCACCAAUGCUCCAUCUGUCACAAGGCUUUCCCCACCGGUCAGGCUUUGGGUGGCCACAAACGCUGCCACUAUGAGACUCAGACCCACCUUCCUUUUGACUUGAAUUUGCCGCCACCCAAGAAGCCAAGUUUGCUUUUCGGUGCACCACAGUGAAUAUAUAUCAAUUCGUUAAUC
Molecule: messenger RNA, 465 nt
Organism: Abrus precatorius (Indian licorice)
Lineage: Eukaryota; Viridiplantae; Streptophyta; Magnoliopsida; Fabales; Fabaceae
Product: zinc finger protein ZAT10-like
Exons: 1
Coding region: 1-444 (147 amino acids)
Source: RefSeq, a predicted model, not a curated record